AUGUCUUCGGCGCUUAACAAGACGCGCAGAAAGAAGAAUGUCAAGAAGGGUAUUCAGUUCUGCUUGAUGGUCUGUGGUGCCUCUGGUACUGGCCGGACAACCUUCGUCAAUACCCUCUGCGGCAAGCAAGUGCUCGGACACAAGGAGGUUGACGACCCAACAACCGCACACGUCGAGGAGGGCGUCAAGAUCAAGCCCAUCACAGUCGAACUCGACGAGGAAGGCACCCGCAUCUCGCUCACCAUCGUUGACACACCCGGUUUCGGAGACCAGAUCGACAACGAGGCCAGCUUCUCAGAGAUCGUCGGAUACCUCGAGCGACAGUACGACGGCAUUCUCGCAGAGGAAUCGCGUAUUAAGCGUAACCCCCGAUUCCGCGACGACCGUGUACACGUCCUGCUCUACUUCAUCACACCCACAGGCCAUGGUCUCCGUGAACUCGACAUUGAGCUGAUGAAGCGUCUGUCGCCCCGCUGCAACGUCAUCCCCGUCAUCGGAAAGGCCGACUCCCUCACACCCGCCGAGCUGGCAGAGUCGAAGAAGCUGGUCAUGGAGGACAUUGAGCACUACCGCAUCCCCGUGUACAACUUCCCCUACGACAUUGAGGAGGACGACGAGGACACGGUCGAGGAGAACGCCGAGCUUCGUGGCCUGAUGCCGUUCGCCAUUGUUGGAUCCGAAGACAUUGUUGAGAUCAAUGGCCGACGGGUACGGGCACGUCAAUACCCCUGGGGUAUCGUUGAAGUGGAUACCCCCCGCCACUCCGACUUCCUCGCCGUUCGAAGUGCUCUUCUCCACAGCCAUCUUGCCGAUCUCAAGGAGAUUACGCAUGACUUCCUAUACGAGAACUACCGUACCGAGAAGCUUAGUAAGAGUGUCGAAGGUGGUGCUGCUGCUGACUCAUCGAUGAACCCUGAGGAUCUCGCCAGCCAGUCAGUGCGCUUGAAGGAAGAGCAACUGCGACGUGAAGAGGAGAAGCUGCGCGAGAUCGAAGUCAAGGUCCAGCGCGAGAUCAACGAGAAGCGGCAGGAACUCUUGGCUCGCGAGAGCCAGCUCAAGGAGAUCGAGGCCCGCAUGAACAGGGAACAAAGCGGCCAAAUGCAAGACCACGACGCAGACGAGGCCUAG
Alternaria arborescens is the source of this 1128-nucleotide messenger RNA. RefSeq names its product Septin. Gene Ontology annotation, cellular component: septin complex; cytosol; septin ring. NCBI's taxonomy places the organism in Eukaryota, Fungi, Ascomycota, Dothideomycetes, Pleosporales, Pleosporaceae. Bases 1 to 1128 code for a protein of 375 amino acids. The record is from RefSeq and is a predicted model, not a curated record. The transcript has 6 exons. Gene Ontology annotation, molecular function: GTPase activity; GTP binding; molecular adaptor activity. Gene Ontology annotation, biological process: cytoskeleton-dependent cytokinesis.